AUGUGGGUGGCCAUGGGAGUGCUCUGGUGUUUGGCUCUCAGGGAGCUUCCCCAGGCGCUUGGCUCCUGUCCUUCCCAGUGUACCUGUAGCCUGCAUAGCCUCAGCGACGGCACCAAAAACAGGGUGGUCAUAUGCAACGACCCUGAGAUGACCCUCCCUCCCAUGAUGAUCCCAUCGGACACCUCCAAACUCCGCAUAGAGAAGACAGCAAUCAGGAGAGUGCCAGGGGAUACCCUCCAGCAGCUCACUCACCUCGAGUACCUGUGGCUGCCCUAUAACUCCCUGACCAGCGUCAGCUCUAUCAUGCUGCGGGGCCUGCGGAGCCUCCGAGAGCUGCGCCUGCCUGGGAAUCACUUGGUAUCCUUCCCCUGGGGAGCUCUGGGGGAUACUCCCCAGCUGUGUCUGCUCGAUCUGCAUGGGAACCGCCUCUCAGCUGUGUCUGCAGAAGCUGCCCGCUAUGUAAGGAACCUCACCUUCCUGGACCUCUCCAGCAAUCAACUGAUGCGUCUCCCCCAGCAGCUCCUCACCAGCUGGUCUCACCUGCAGGCUGGCCCUUUUUCCUCCAGCGACAACUCCAAGAUCAUCCUGGGUCUGCAGGACAACCCUUGGGUGUGUGAUUGUAGCUUGUAUGAAAUGGUCCAAAUAAUAAACUUCCCAACUCCAAAUAUGGCCUUCAUUGAUCCAAGACUGAAGUGUUUUAGUCCUUGGACCCUGGCUGGAGUUGUCUUCAGCCAACUGGAACUCAAGAAGUGCCAGCGUCCUGAGAUUUACACUUCAGUGGCCAAGGUCAAGACCCUUCUGGGUAGCACUGUGUUCCUGCGCUGUGGGGCCACUGGGAUACCCAGUCCAGAGCUCAGCUGGAGGAGAGCUGAUGGGCAUCGGCUCAAUGGGACAGUACAUCAAGAAGCCUCCAGUGAUGGUGUGAGCUGGUCUCUUCUGGGCUUGCCUGAAGUAUCCUACCAUGACUCUGGAGAGUAUGUCUGCAAAGCCAAAAACUUUUUGGGGGCCACUGAAGCAUUUGUCUCCCUCAUCAUCACUGAAGCCCAGACCACGGCUGAGCCCCAGGGGCCCACGACCAGGCGGUGGCCAGGGAAGGCUGAGGGAGCAGAAGCUGCGGCGUACAAUGAGCUGGUGGCGAGGUACGCCUCUACUACCUCAGGUCUGUCUUCUGUGGUGGCCAGGCCCACACUCCCCAGCUAUGAGAAGAAUCCUGCUCUCCAACAUUUCCACAUGAAUGCCCUGGGAGACCUCCCCAUGGGGAGCCUGGAGGCUGAGCAGGCUGAUCGGGCCAAAGACCUGCCAUCGAGUCAGCUGGAACCAGACCAGAUGGUGAGAUCAGUUAAAGUGGUGGGGGACACUUACCACAGUGUAACCUUGGUGUGGAAAGCCCCCCAGGCUGCAAAUACCACCGUGUUCAGUGUGCUCUAUGCCAUCUUUGGGGAGAAGGAUAUGAGGAGGGUCAAUGUAGACCCCGGGAAAACCAAGAUCACCAUUGAGGGUCUUAUGCCCAAAACCAAGUACAUAGCUUGUGUCUGUGUGCGUGGCCUGGUCCCCAAGAAGGAGCAGUGUGUUAUUUUCUCCACAAAUGAGGUGGUUGAUGCUGAAGGCACCCAGAGACUCAUCAACAUUGUGGUGAUUAGCAUAGCGGGGAUCAUUGCCGUGCCCCUGACUCUUCUUGUCUGUUGUGGAUCCCUAAAGAGGCGUUACCAGAAGUUCCGGCUGAGGAAGAACGAGGAGACCCAGGGUUCCUAUGUCACAUUUGAGAGACUGGGUCCCGGCGAAGAUGCUGUGGAGGACUCGGCAAGGGACAGCCCCGAGGAAGGAGACAGGCUGCUCUCGUCACGCUCUAGUGUGGAUUCGCCUGCAGCAUCCAAGGUAGAAGGCCCAGCCAAUGAGUACUUCUGCUAGGAGAAGCUCCGGGGCUCCCUGGUGGCUUAUACAAACACUCCUGUGCAUACACUUGUGUUUACAGACUCACACCCAACUAUUCGUCCUAUCCAAAUAAGCAGCACUUACACACCGUGGCAUUUUCCUUUGCUUCCCGUGUCACCUUUACUUCUUGUGCUCACACACAAAUUCCACUUGUUGUACUUACUGAGUAUUUUUUCCUUGCAGAUCAUCUUUUAAGUUCCAACAGAUCCCAAGAGGUUUUGGUAAAGCUCAUGAGAAACUAACUCUUGACUUGGAAAAUAUUAAGUCUAGAGAGGACCUUGGGAGGAUAUUAAGUCUACCCUCUGGCCUUAUAACCGACUCACAUUAAGUUUUAGAUAAAAAUUUCUUUUUUUAAAGAAAAUUCCACAGUCUCCCUUGGUGGCCCUCUCCAUUGUUUAUAAGGGCAUUUUCAGUGUAAACAAAUGCUCUCUGAUAUCUAAUCUGAAUCCAACACGUGUGGCACUGUAAGCCCAUUUCUUCUUGCAUCUGCCUUGAACACGGAGAACAGCUGAUUGCAACUUUCAGUCUAAUAACUUUUAUAUCUGCUGGCAUGGGUGAGCCUGAUGUCCGUUAGGUUAGCCACCCUCCAAGCUCAGCUGCAAGGCUCGUGGUUUCCAUGUGACUUGGAGUGGUGGUUCACUGAUGGCAAAGUAAUUUAUAAGCUCACCUCACACAGAAGUGACCUUGUCCUAGUUAUACAGACUAAUGUGCUGUGUGAGACAUAAGCCCAGGGUAGAGCCUUUGAGCGACACCCAGAAAAAUGAUCAGACAUCUGGGGAAACCAAAAAAGCCAUUCUUUAUUCUUAAGUGUCAAAUAAAGCCACUUUAUGCAGGGCAUUGAACUUUCUGCUGAGGUUAAUGAUUCUUUAUUUGAAUAGUACUUUUCAAUAAACAAGGGCUCCUUCAUCAGCAUUAAA
Molecule: messenger RNA, 2849 nt
Organism: Antechinus flavipes (yellow-footed antechinus)
Lineage: Eukaryota; Metazoa; Chordata; Mammalia; Dasyuromorphia; Dasyuridae
Gene: LRIT1
Product: leucine rich repeat, Ig-like and transmembrane domains 1
Exons: 4
Coding region: 1-1908 (635 amino acids)
Cellular component (GO): endoplasmic reticulum membrane
Molecular function (GO): protein binding
Source: RefSeq, a predicted model, not a curated record